Octopus sinensis (East Asian common octopus) is the source of this 2194-nucleotide messenger RNA. Its product is annotated as solute carrier family 15 member 4-like. Bases 515 to 2185 code for a protein of 556 amino acids. Gene Ontology annotation, cellular component: membrane. Gene Ontology annotation, biological process: transmembrane transport; oligopeptide transport. The transcript has 10 exons. Gene Ontology annotation, molecular function: transmembrane transporter activity. NCBI's taxonomy places the organism in Eukaryota, Metazoa, Mollusca, Cephalopoda, Octopoda, Octopodidae. The record is from RefSeq and is a predicted model, not a curated record.
UUACUCUCCAUUUAAAAAAAUUAUUCUCUUAUUAUUUCUCAUUCCUUCUCUUUGUCUUAGUGUUAUCUCUUGUUGCCUAUCUCCACCACUGCCACUACAAUCACCAUCUCCACCAUUAUCACCACUAUCACAGCAACAACAGGAGCAGCAACAGGUCACCAAGAGAAUUAUCUAAAGUAAAUGGAAGAAGAAAGAAUGAGAAAAAAAGUCUAAAGAAGAACAAACAGAAACUCCAAAAAGAAAAAGAAAAGAUGCAAAACAAUUACAACAUUAAUGGAUAACAAUAACAACAACACUAACUAAUUAAUACAUUAAUGACACUAGCAAUAACAUUAAUAUAUAACAAUAGAAACUACACUAAUAGUACUUUAACAAAAUAGACAAAAAUUUAAAAAGUAAAACUAAAUUGUAUGCUUUAAAGAAUUUUAAUUUUAAUAUUUUUUUAUUUACCAUUUUUCUAGUUUUUGUUAAACUUAUUUAGUACAUCAGUUUGUGUAGAAAUAGGGGUAAUAAAAUGAAGAAAUCUGUCAAAAUCGAACCACUUGAAAGCCUAGAGUCUGAGGAAAAAGAAAAUCGGUCUAACAAAAUAAUAUUACUGUCGGUGAUAUGUAUUUUGAUAAUGGAAUUAUGUGAAAGACUCACCUAUUACAGCAUUACCGCAAACUUAGUCUUGUUUGCUAAAAACAGGCUAAAGUAUGAUAAUUCUAUAUCCAGUUACAUUGUCCAAAUUUUUUCAGGUAUGAGUUAUGUGAUGCCAAUCGUUGGAGGUUAUAUUUCUGAUAGCAUUUCUGGAAAAUUUAAUACCAUUUAUGGCUCAGGCCUCAUCUACUUGUGUGGUACAUUUCUGUUGCCAGCUUCAGCAGUUGAUUAUCGGAAAUGGUUUGGUUUGACAUCAGAUGGAUUAAUAUUGGAUCUCGACUUGACAUCUCGAAGAAUUUACUUCAUCCUUGCUUUGUCACUUAUUGCGAUUGGUACAGGGGGUAUUAAAGCUAAUGUAGCACCAUUUGGAGCACAACAAAUUGAUUCCCUUGGACCAAAGAUGGUACAGAGAUUUUUCAACUGGUUCUACUGGUUCAUCAAUGUUGGUGCAUUAAUUGCAUACUCAUGUGUGGCCUUAGUACAGCAGAAUAUUUCGUUUGAAAUUGGUUAUUUAAUUCCAUUUCUCAGUAUGUUGUUUGCAAUGGUUGCACUGGUCUCUGGACGUAACAUUUAUAGGCACUCUUACCCAGCAGGUAGCGCCCUCUUACAGAGUGCUAAAAUAAUCUGGGAAGGAUUCAAAAGACAUAAAUUGGUGAAGAACCAAGCAAGAUCUGAGGGCAAGAAAACCAGUAGCUUUGAUGGAGCCAAGAAGGAAAAUGGGGGAUCAUUUGAUGCUGUAACUGUUGAAGGAGUCUUGAGUUCUCUGAAAGUUUUACCUGUGUUUAUUGCUAUCCUCUUUUAUUGGGUAAUUCUUUCGCAAAUGUCUUCCACAUAUUUCCUACAAGGAACUGUUAUGGACAUUUCCAUCAAUGGUGCUCCAAUGCCAGUUGCAGUAUUAAAUGUCUUCAAUGUGGUCAUCAUUCUAAUUCUGAUUCCUAUCCUAGACUUUGUCUACAGAUAUCUCCAGAAGAUUGGCAAAAAUCCAACACCGCUGCAACGUAUUGGGUUUGGAUUAGUAUUAACUGCACUAUCAGUGGCUGUAGCUGGAAUUGUGGAAAUAUUCCGAGUAAAAGAAUUGAGGGCACAUGGAGGUGUAGUACAGUGCUUGGCCAAUAAACCUUACAAUGCUUCUCAUAUUUCUAUAUUUGCCCAGAUUCCACAGUUUGCACUCAUUGGCUCUAGUGAAGUAUUUACCAGUGUCACAGGUUUGGAAUUUGCAUAUUCCCAAGCACCUGAAACUUUGAAAGGUUUGGUCAUGGGGAUUUUCCUGCUCACAACUGGUUUGGGAAAUUUUCUGUCGACAGCUGUCAUUGCUAUUGUUGAUGCACUGACAAAGAAAGAUCCCUGGCUGAACAAUGAUGACAUUAAUUCAGGCCAUCUGGAAUAUCUCUUCUUCUUACUUUGUGGUUUGAUGACAGUAGCAUUUUUCCUCUUCCUGUUCGUAAGCAAGAUCAUGAAAUUUGACAGUGAAGACAAGCUAAAACAGAAGUUGGCAAGACAGGAUAUGGAAUUUACAGCUGAUGAAAAUAAAAUAACUGAAAUUUGAUAAUUUUAA